AUGAAGGCAGAGAUACAAGCAUUGGAGGACAACAAGACAUGGGAGGUUGUGUCGUUGCCUCCAGGAAAGAAGGUCUGUAAUCUCCAUAGCAGCAACCAAAGGUUGGACUCUCUAUCAAAUGGUGUUUACAAUGCUUUCUUGCAAGGAGAUUUGGAGGAAGAAGUGUACAUGACAUUACCUCAAGUUGUUUUGGUCUAUGUUGAUGACCUUCUGAUUACUAGUGAUGAUGCAGACCUUAUUUCUGCUACCAAACAUAUUCUGCAUCAAAACUUCAAAAUUAAAGGGCUGGGGGAGUUGAGGUAUUUUUUGAGCAUUGAAUUUGCUAGAAGCAUUGAAGGGAUAUUGUUGCACCAGAGAAAGUAUGCUCUUGAGGUCAUCUCAGAUGUUGGUCUUACAGGAUCUAAGCUUGUUCAUGCUCCUUUUGAGAUAAAUCAGAAACUCACCUCAGUUACAUAUGAUGAUCACCUCUAUCUUAAGGAUGAUUAUUUGCUUGAAGAUCCUAGCGCCUAUCAAAGACUGCUAGGCAGACUCCCCUAUUUGACAAUUACAAGGCUAGACAUCUCUUUUGUUGAGCAAUGUCUAAGUCAAUUCAUGCAAGCUCCCAAGAAUUCUCACAUGGUGGUUAGGUACAUCAAACAAAGCCCGGGUCUGGGGAUUCUUAUGUCAGCUACUUCAUCUACACAAUUGAAGGCUUAUUGUGAUGUUGAUUGGGCAGCUUGCCUUAAUAACAGAAAAUCAGUCACUGGUUACUUGGUGCAAUUUGGUGAUUCCCUCAUUUCAUGGAAGUUUAAGAAGCAAAGCACUAUUUCCGGGAGUUCUGCUGAGGCAGUGUAUCGUAGUCUAGCAUCAACAAUGGCUGAUAUUGUGUGGCUUGUUGGUUUGUUCGAUUAA
Messenger RNA from Nicotiana attenuata, 891 nucleotides. RefSeq lists its product as uncharacterized. The transcript has 3 exons. The coding region runs from base 1 to 891 and encodes 296 amino acids. The record is from RefSeq and is a predicted model, not a curated record. Lineage: Eukaryota; Viridiplantae; Streptophyta; Magnoliopsida; Solanales; Solanaceae.